Messenger RNA from Arabidopsis arenosa, 1426 nucleotides. The record is from the annotation of a GenBank genome assembly. NCBI's taxonomy places the organism in Eukaryota, Viridiplantae, Streptophyta, Magnoliopsida, Brassicales, Brassicaceae.
CACGUGUUUACUCACACUCCUUUAAACAAGCUCGUAACUGUUUCCUCUUCUUGUCCCCAAAGUCUCUUCUUCCUUAUCUCUCGGAAACCCAAGAAGAAUGGAUCGUGUGGUCUUCUUCUUCCUCAUCGCAGCCACGUUACUAGCAGUUUCUCUCGGAUCCGCCGUCAUCUCCGGCGAGGUAAACGACGGUUUCGUUAACCCGAUCAGGCAAGUCGUCCCGGAGGAGAACGAUGAACAUCUCCUCAACGCGGAACAUCACUUCUCUCUAUUCAAAUCUAAGUACGAGAAGACUUAUGCGACUCAGGAAGAGCACGAUCAUCGGUUCCGUGUCUUCAAAGCUAACUUAAGGCGAGCUAGGCGGAACCAGCUUCUAGAUCCGUCUGCUGUCCACGGCGUCACGCAAUUCUCAGAUCUUACUCCGAAAGAAUUCCGCCGCAAGUUUUUAGGGCUGAAACGCCGAGGGUUUCGUCUUCCUACUGAUACUCAGACGGCGCCGAUUCUUCCGACUAGCGAUCUUCCGACGGAGUUUGAUUGGCGUGAACAAGGAGCCGUCACACCUGUUAAAAACCAGGGUAUGUGUGGUUCAUGCUGGUCUUUUAGUGCGAUAGGAGCUCUUGAAGGAGCACAUUUUCUAGCGACUAAAGAGCUUGUUAGCCUCAGUGAGCAGCAGCUCGUAGAUUGUGACCAUGAGUGUGAUCCAGCACAAGCCAAUUCAUGUGACUCUGGUUGCAGUGGAGGACUAAUGAAUAACGCUUUUGAGUACGCUCUUAAAGCUGGUGGUCUUAUGAAGGAAGAAGACUAUCCUUAUACAGGACGUGACAAUACCGCCUGCAAAUUCGACAAGAGCAAGAUUGCUGCGAGCGUUUCUAAUUUCAGCGUUGUCUCUUCAGAUGAAGACCAAAUCGCUGCUAAUCUAGUCAAGCACGGACCUCUAGCUAUUGCUAUCAAUGCGAUGUGGAUGCAAACAUACAUAGGAGGAGUCUCGUGUCCAUAUGUAUGUUCAAAGAGCCAAGACCAUGGAGUGCUCUUGGUUGGGUUCGGUUCAUCGGGUUAUGCACCAAUCCGUCUUAAGGAGAAGCCUUAUUGGAUUAUCAAGAACUCGUGGGGAGCGAUGUGGGGAGAGCAUGGUUACUACAAAAUCUGCAGAGGACCUCAUAAUAUGUGUGGUAUGGACACAAUGGUAUCUACUGUUGCUGCUGUUCAUACCUCACCCAAGUAGAAUUAUUAGGACACUACCUGUCCUUGUGUAUAUGUAUAUGUAUGUAUGGUUGCAGAAACAUACUAUGAACUGUUAUUGUUAGUACUGUCUCUCUCUGUUUCAGCUUUAAUGUAAAAUAGCUUGGGAUUAUUAUCUUUGUAGCAUCGAAUGCUCAAGAUAAUAUGACUAUCAACUUAUUAUAAGUUGGAAUAAUAGAAUUUCUAUAUG